Molecule: messenger RNA, 3880 nt
Organism: Homarus americanus (American lobster)
Lineage: Eukaryota; Metazoa; Arthropoda; Malacostraca; Decapoda; Nephropidae
Product: acidic mammalian chitinase-like
Exons: 10
Coding region: 66-2198 (710 amino acids)
Biological process (GO): carbohydrate metabolic process; chitin catabolic process
Cellular component (GO): extracellular region
Molecular function (GO): chitinase activity; chitin binding
Source: RefSeq, a predicted model, not a curated record
UGUUGAGGACCAGCUUGGUGGUGGUAGCGGCCAUAUUGGUGGUGUCAGUGUUAUCACGGGAGACUAUGGCGAGCACCAACCAUGUCAUCUGUUACUACGCCUCCUGGGCACACUACCGCCAAGGUCAGGCCAAGUACACAGUGGAGGACAUCCCCGUGGACCUGUGCACUCACCUCGUCUACGCCUUUGCCAUCCUCGACCCCAAGACCUUCCUGGCUAAACAACACGACCCAUGGCUGGACAAUGACCUCAAGAACUAUGAGAAAUUCACCCAACUGAAGAAUAAGAAGCCCGACCUGAAGGUGCUGCUGGGUUUGGGUGGGUGGAAUGACUCCCGCAGCAACAAGUACACUCGGCUGGUGGCAGAUGCUGGACUACGGCGUAAAUUCGUGGAGGAGGUGGUCAAGCUGCUGCUCCAGUACAACUUUGAUGGUCUUGACCUGGACUGGGAGUACCCGGGGUAUGAGGGAAGCCCCAGUGAUAAACAAGGAUUUACUGCUUGGCUGGAGGACCUCAAGUCAGCUUUCAGGCCUCAUAAUUUGCUGCUGACAUCAGCAGUCAGUGCUGGUCGACGCACUAUUGACCGUGGCUACGACAUCCCAAAAGUUGCUAAGCUGCUGGACCUGAUCCACCUGAUGUCCUAUGACUUCCAUGGGUCGUGGGAGAACAAGGUAGCCCAUCACUCGCCCCUGUACGCUGAGGCUGGUCAGAACCCCGAGCUGUGUACUGACUUCGCCGUCAACUACUGGAUCAAGAAAGGUGCUCCAGCUCACAAGAUAGUUAUUGGUGUGCCUCUGUAUGGACGAUCAUGGACACUGGCAGGGGCUGAAAACUUCCCAGGGGCGGCUGCUAGAGGUCCUGGACAACAGGGCCGCUACAUCAAGGCCUCUGGCAACAUGGCUUUCUUUGAAUGCUGUCUGGCUCAUCAAAAGGAAGGCUGGACAAAAGUGACUGGUGAAGGAGGACCUUACAUAACUAAAGGCGAUCAGUGGGUGGGCUAUGAUGAUGUUGAUGCAGUUGUGAAAAAAGCAGAAUAUGUGGCCUCUCGAGGCUUAGGUGGUAUUAUGGUGUGGGACACAGCGACCGAUGACUUUGGGAACUACUGUGGUCUUGGUCACAACCCUCUCCUGACAGCCAUUGCCAAAACUCUUAAUGGCAGCACAACCAGCACUUCACUCACAUCUCUGGACAGGAGACCCUCAAGACCUCAGGCAGGAUCUUCACAAAAGCUGCCGCCAGGAAACGAGAAAACUAAAGGUGUUGGGAGCCACGGUAAACAAGAUACCAUCAACACUGCUGGCACAAACACUAUUGGUGGUGGUACUUCUGGAAGAAAGAACUCAAAUGUAGAAAGAGUGAAAAAUAACAGAAAUAAUGUUGAAACCACGACAAAACUCUUCUACCCUUGGCAAGCGUGGCCAUUCUUCAGCCAGGCCAAUGAGAAGAAACAAGACUUCAACUCAAUUUCUCCCACGGCAGUUUCUCGUUUCACUUCUCGGCCGUCCUCUUCAUCCUACCCCAACUUCAAGUUAAUAUUUACAACUACCACUCCUCCUCCAUUAACUCCAUCUCGCUUUAAUUUUCAAUCACCUCAUUCAUUUUCCCCUUCUCGCUUCACUUCUCGGCCGUCCUCUUCACCUUAUCCCGACUUUAAAUCAAUAUUUACAACUACCACAUCACCGUUAUCCCCAUCUCGGUUUGAUUUUCAGUCACUAUCAUCUUCGCCUUCUAAGUUCACUUCUUGGCCUUCCUCUUCAUCUUCCUCUUCUCGGCCGUCCUCUUCACCUUACCCCGACUUUAAAUCAAUAUUUACAACUACCACACCUCCUCCAUCAACCCCAUCUCGGUUUAAUUCUCAGUCAUCCUCUUCAUCUUACCCCAAUUUCAAGUUAAUCUUUACCACCACUACUCCUCCUCCUGCUGCUGCACAUUCAUCAUUUGCUGCCUCAUCCUCGUCAUCAUCAGGAGUCUCGUGGUUCGCAGACUGCAACGCUCUGGGCUUUGCUCCUGAUCCCCUCUCCUGUAACACUUUCUACAGGUGUACCAACAACUAUGCAUACAAGUUUGACUGUCCUGGUGGGCUGUUAUGGCACCAGGACCAGUCUUCUUGUGACUGGCCCGACGCUGUCCAGUGUAUCCUCCCACUCACACCGCCCGACAUCCAACACUUCCUCCCUUCACACAACGCACGGUUUUAAAACUUAAGUCAUUCCCUGUCCUCUGUAGCCAAUAUUAGGGAAUUUUGUUGAUAGUUCAUAUCCUAAUGAUAUUCACUGCUCUAUAUAUUAUACAAUACAAUGAUAUUUGUUUCUCAAACUAUAACUCUCAGCCAACUAGUAAGUCCUUACAUUAUUUUUAUUAAUUUAAUGGUAAGUGUUACUUGUGCACCUCUUCCUGUAGAAUGAUGCCCUACUCCUGCACCUCUCUUCCUAUUCCAAUGUUCUUUGUUUAAAAGAAUGGCUUCAGUCGUGGACUUUAUUUUUAUCCUCUUCACCACUGAUUGGCUCGUUAGCCUUUGAAUAUUUCCUUCUUGGUAUUAUUUUAUUGUCAUCUUUUCACUGAUAUUGUUCUUAGAAAAUGUAAAUAUUUUUCAGAUAUUCUGUUGAUUUUCUAUGUUAUUAGUUGUAGACACUCUCUAGAUGCUGUACAGUAAUAAAAGUACUACAGAUCAUUAGUGGUAUUGUUCAUAAUACUGUACUGACAACUGUACUGUACUGUAUAUGUUGAAGAAUACCACUGUCAUGGUUUGUAUGUCAGUGGGUCUAUAUGUCCGUACUCUUGCCUGAAGUCAUAAAUAUUUUAAGCACAAUGACAGCAAGUUCUCUGUUUCAAAUUAAGUUUUGAUGUUCUUCAAGGGAAGGUUUCAGUUAAGACCAUUUGAGCUGUUACUGAUCAUGAGCAAACUUUUGGAAAUGUUGUACUAUAGUGCAGUAUGUUAUGAAAUGAUGGUCUUGUUAAGUCUUAAGACAAAAAGUAGAAAGGUUUUAAUACCUUUUUUAACAGUACACUUGUGUUUUAAAUGUGGGUGAUUGUUGUACUGUACAGUAUUAUUAAUGUCUGGGUAAACAUAAAUACUGUACUUAAAAUACUUGUUAACUUAAUCAUGUAUUAUGACUGUGUGUUUGAUGUUCCUGGCUGCCUUAUUGCCAGAUGACACUAUACUGUAAUAGGUGUUAGUUAGAGCAUUUCGGUGGAUGUUCCUGGUGGUCUUAUGUCUCACAAGACAUGAAAAUAAUAGAACUGUACAAUUGCAAUUAUUUCUGGAUAAGGAAGUCUGAUAUUGCAGCCUGUUUAUUCUUUUUGACAGUCUUAAUUUUAUCAAAGAAAUAAUACACAUCCUCUGGAGGUUGAUGGUCUGUGUUUCCCCAUCUCUCUAGGGCAACAAAAUUACUCUAAGCUGCCACUGAUCGGCCUGUUAGCUGCUUCAGCUGCAAACUUAACCCAAAGAAAUUACAAAUUUAUCACUGUGAGCCUUUACAAGUGACCCCGAUUGGUUUCAAGUGUGGUCACAGAAUUUUAUGCUGAUAUUCAACACUGAAAAUGUAAGAGACUGCACAGGUACCCAGGUUGUACUUGGCAUACUGCAUGUCCCAUCAUAAUGAAGACAUUUCUCCAACUGAAAGUACUGUACACAUGAUAAAAAAGUAUCUGUGCACAUUAACACAAAACAAUCUGACACCAAAAGAUGAUAGAUAUUGCAAUAUACCAUAUAUCACUUGCUAGCAAGAUCUCCUGUUUUAUCCAUAGUAAGUACAGUAUUGUUAUUAUAUGGUCAUUCAGAAGAAAGAGAUUAAUCUUAUGAAACAAUGUAUACAAGGUCUGAUCGAAAAGUGUCCGACCUUCAGCAGGAGAAAAAAAAAACAAGCUUACUUACUGAGUU